Messenger RNA from Lagenorhynchus albirostris (white-beaked dolphin), 7389 nucleotides. RefSeq names its product thrombospondin type 1 domain containing 7A (gene THSD7A). The record is from RefSeq and is a predicted model, not a curated record. Lineage: Eukaryota; Metazoa; Chordata; Mammalia; Artiodactyla; Delphinidae. Gene Ontology annotation, cellular component: plasma membrane. The coding region runs from base 1 to 4947 and encodes 1648 amino acids. The transcript has 28 exons. Gene Ontology annotation, biological process: actin cytoskeleton organization.
AUGGGGCUGCAAGCGAGGCGCACGACGUCCCGGAGCCCCGACGCUGCGGGCCCGCGCCCGGCCGUCGUGCCGCUGCUGCUGCCGCUGCUGCUGUGCCUGGGCGCCUGUGGGGCUGCGGCGCCGGGCGCGGCGGAGGCACCCACCCUCUAUCUGUGGAAGACCGGUCCAUGGGGCCGAUGCAUGGGAGACGAAUGUGGUCCAGGAGGCAUUCAGACCCGGGCUGUGUGGUGUGCUCAUGUGGAAGGAUGGACAACGUUGCAUACAAACUGCAAGCAGGCUGAGAGACCCAGUAACCAGCAAAAUUGUUUCAAAGUUUGUGACUGGCACAAAGAGUUAUACGACUGGAGGCUGGGACCCUGGAAUCACUGUCAGCCUGUGAUUUCAAAAAGCCUAGAGAAACCCCUUGAGUGCGUUAAAGGGGAAGAAGGCAUUCAGGUGCGAGAGAUCAUGUGCAUCCAGAAAGAGAAAGACAUCCCUGCGGAGGAUAUCAUUUGUGAGUACUUUGAGCCCAAGCCUCUUCUGGAACAGGCCUGCCUCAUCCCCUGCCAGCAAGAUUGCAUUGUGUCUGAGUUUUCUGCCUGGUCAGAAUGCUCCAAGACUUGUGGCAGUGGGCUCCAGCACCGGACACGUCAUGUGGUGGCGCCCCCCCAGUUUGGAGGCUCAGGCUGUCCAAAUCUGACUGAGUUCCAGGUGUGCCAGCCCAGUGCCUGUGGCGCUGAACAGAGCAUGUACAGCUUGCAGGUGGGGCCCUGGAGCACGUGCUCGAUACCCCACUCGAGGCAAGUAAGACAAGCAAGGAGACGCGGGAAGAAUAAAGAACGGGGCAAGGACCGAGGGAAAGGAGUGAAGGAUCCGGAGGCCCGUGAACUGAUCAAGAAAAAGAGAAAUAGAAACAGACAGAACCGACAAGAGAACAAAUAUUGGGACAUCCAGAUUGGAUACCAGACCAGAGAAGUUAUGUGUACUAACAAGACGGGGAAAGCUGCUGAUUUAAGCUUUUGCCAACAAGAGAAGCUGCCGCUGACCUUCCAGGCCUGUGUGAUCACCAAAGAGUGCCAGGUGUCAGAGUGGUCUGAGUGGAGCCCCUGCUCAAAAACGUGCCAUGAUAUGGCAUCCCCUAAAGGCACCCGUGUGAGGACGCGGCUCAUCAGGCAGUUUCCUAUUGGCAGUGAGAAGGAGUGUCCAGAACUUGAGGAAAAAGAACCCUGUGUGUCUCAAGGAGAUGGAGUUGCCCCCUGUGCCAUGUAUGGCUGGAGGACUACAGAGUGGACUGAGUGCCGUGUGGAUCCUCUGCUCAGUCAGCAGGACAAGAGGCGGGGCAACCAGACGGCCCUCUGCGGAGGAGGGGUCCAGACCCGAGAGGUGUACUGCGUGCAGGCCAACGAGGACCUCCUCUCACACUUAAACUCCCACAAGGACAAAGAAGCCUCAAAACCAGUGGACUUGAAAUCAUGUGCUGGCCCUAUCCCUAAUACGACACAGCUGUGCCACAUUCCCUGCCCUAUUGAAUGUGAGGUUUCACCCUGGACAGCUUGGGGACCUUGUACUUACGAAAAUUGUAAUGACCAGCAAGGCAAAAAAGGUUUUAAACUGAGGAAACGGCACAUUACCAAUGAGCCCACUGGAGGCUCUGGGGGCGCUGGCAGCUGCCCUCACUUACUGGAAGCCAUUCCCUGUGAGGAGCCAUCCUGCUAUGACUGGAAAGCAGUGAGGCUAGGAGACUGUGAACCAGAUAAUGGAAGGGAGUGUGGUCCAGGCACUCAAAUUCAAGAGGUUGUGUGCAUCAACAGUGAUGGAGAAGAAGUUGACAGACAGCUGUGCAGAGACGCCAUCUUCCCCAUCCCUGUUGCCUGCGAUGCCCCGUGCCCCAAGGACUGUGUGCUCAGCACGUGGUCUGCAUGGUCGUCCUGCUCCCACACCUGCUCGGGGAAAACCACAGAAGGGAAACAGAUACGAGCACGGUCCAUCCUGGCCUAUGCAGGAGAGGAAGGUGGAGCUCAGUGUCCAAAUAGCAGUGCUUUGCAAGAGGUGCGCAGCUGUAACGAGCAUCCCUGUACUGUGUACCACUGGCAAACUGGUCCCUGGGGCCAGUGCAUCGAGGACACCUCAGUUUCAUCCUUCAACACAACUACAACUUGGAACGGGGAGGCCUCUUGCUCUGUUGGCAUGCAGACAAGAAAAGUCAUCUGUGUGCGGGUCAAUGUUGGCCAAGUGGGACCCAAAAAGUGUCCUGAAAGCCUUCGACCUGAAACAGUGAAGCCCUGCCUGCUUCCUUGUAGGAAGGACUGUAUCGUGACGCCAUACAGUGACUGGACAUCAUGCCCUUCCUCAUGUAAAGAAGGGGACUCCGGAAUCCGGAAGCAGACUCGGCACCGGGUCAUCAUUCAGCUGCCAGCCAACGGAGGCAAGGACUGCACGGAUCCUCUCUAUGAAGAGAAGGCCUGCGAGGCCCCUCAGGUGUGCCAAAGCUACAGGUGGAAGACUCACAAAUGGCGCAGGUGCCAGUUAGUCCCUUGGAGCGUGCAACAGGACAGCCCUGGAGCGCAGGAGGGCUGUGGGCCCGGACGGCAGGCAAGAGCCAUUACUUGUCGAAAGCAAGAUGGUGGACAGGCUGGUAUCCAUGAGUGUCUCCGGUAUGCAGGCCCCGUGCCAGCCCUCACCCAAGCCUGCCAGAUUCCUUGCCAAGAUGACUGUCAGUUUACCAGCUGGUCCAAGUUUUCUUCUUGCAGUGGAGACUGUGGUGCAGUUAGGACCAGAAAGCGCACCAUUGUUGGAAAAAGUAAAAAGAAGGAAAAAUGUAAAAAUUCUCAUUUGUACCCCCUGAUUGAGACGCAGUAUUGUCCCUGUGACAAGUAUAAUGCACAGCCUGUGGGGAACUGGUCAGACUGCAUUUUGCCAGAGGGGAAAGUGGAAGUGUUGCUGGGAAUGAAGGUACAAGGAGACAUCAAGGAAUGUGGUCAAGGAUAUCGUUACCAAGCAAUGGCAUGCUACGAUCAAAAUGGCAGGCUCGUGGAGACAUCCAGAUGUAACAGCCAUGGUUACAUUGAAGAGGCCUGCAUCAUCCCCUGCCCCUCAGACUGCAAGCUCAGUGAGUGGUCCAAUUGGUCACGCUGCAGCAAGUCCUGUGGGAGUGGCGUGAAGGUUCGGUCUAAAUGGCUGCGUGAAAAACCCUAUAAUGGAGGAAGACCAUGCCCGAAACUGGACCAUGUCAACCAGGCCCAGGUGUAUGAGGUCGUCCCUUGCCACAGUGACUGCAGCCAGUACGUAUGGGUUACAGAGCCAUGGAGCAUCUGCAAGGUGACCUUUGUGAACAUGCGGGACAACUGUGGAGAGGGCGUGCAAACCCGAAAAGUGAGAUGCAUGCAGAACACGGCGGAUGGCCCUUCUGACCAUGUAGAGGAUUACCUCUGUGACCCAGAAGAGAUGCCUCUGGGCUCUAGAGAGUGCAAAUUACCAUGUCCCGAGGAUUGUGUGAUAACUGAAUGGGGUCCGUGGACCCGAUGCACUUUGCCUUGCAAUCAAAGCAGUUUCCGGCAAAGGUCAGCUGAUCCCAUCAGACAACCCGCUGAUGAAGGAAGAGCCUGCCCUGAUGCUGUUGAGAAGGAACCCUGUAACCUGAACAAAAACUGCUUCCACUAUGAUUAUAAUGUAACAGACUGGAGUACGUGUCAGCUGAGUGAGAAGGCAGUUUGUGGAAGUGGCAUGAAAACGAGGAUGCGGGAUUGUGUUCGAAGUGAUGGCAAGUCGGUUAACCUGAAAUAUUGUGAAGAGCUCGGCCUGGAGAAGAACUGGCAGAUGAACACGUCCUGCAUGGUGGAAUGUCCUGUGAACUGUCAGCUUUCUGACUGGUCUCCUUGGUCAGAGUGUUCUCAAACAUGUGGCCUCACAGGAAAAAUGAUCCGAAGAAGAACAGUAACCCAGCCCUUUCAGGGUGAUGGAAGACCAUGCCCUGCGCUGAUGGAACAGUCUAAGCCUUGCCCAGUGAAGCCCUGUUAUCGGUGGCAAUACAGCCAGUGGUCUGCAUGCCAAGUGCAGGAUGCCCAGUGUGGCGAAGGGACCAGAACAAGGAAUAUUUCUUGUGUAGUGAGUGAUGGGUCAGCUGAUGAUUUCAGCAAGGUAGUGGAUGAAGAAUUCUGUACUGAUAUCGAACCCACUAUAGAUGGUAAUAAAAAAGUGGUUCUUGAGGAAACCUGCACCCAGCCUUGCCCAGGUGACUGUUAUUUGAAGGAGUGGUCUUCCUGGAGCAUGUGUCAGCUGACCUGUGUGAAUGGUGAGGACCUGGGUUUUGGUGGAAUACAGGUCCGUUCCAGAGCAGUGAUUAUACAAGAGCUAGAGAAUCAACAUCUGUGCCCAGAGCAGAUGUUAGAAACAAAAUCAUGUGAUGAUGGACAGUGUUACGAGUAUAAAUGGAUGGCUAGUGCUUGGAAGGGCUCUUCCCGAACAGUCUGGUGUCAGAGAUCAGAUGGUAUAAAUGUAACAGGGGGCUGCUUGGUGGUGCGCCAGCCUGAUGCUGACAGGUCUUGUAAUCCACCGUGUAGUCAACCCCACUCGUACUGUAGCGAGACGAGGAUGUGCAGUUGUGAAGAAGGGUACACUGAAGUCAUGUCUUCCAAUGGUACACUUGAGCAGUGCACACUUAUCCCCGUGGUGGUGAUACCCACUGUGGAGGACAAAAGAGGAGAUGUGAAAACCAGUCGGGCAGUACAUCCAACCCAACCCUCCAGUAACCCAGCAGGACGGGGAAGGACCUGGUUUCUACAGCCGUUUGGGCCAGAUGGGAGACUAAAGACCUGGGUUUAUGGUGUAGCAGCUGGGGCAUUUGUGUUACUCAUCUUCAUUGUCUCCAUGAUAUAUCUAGCUUGCAAAAAGCCAAAGAAACCCCAAAGAAGGCAAAACAACCGACUGAAACCUUUAACCUUAGCCUACGAUGGAGAUGCAGACAUGUAAACCAUAACUUAUCCUGCAACAACCAGUCUCAGCUUUCUACCUUUGCUGUAGAUAUCCAGAGGCCACAAAGCUAUUCAAACUGUAUGGAUUAAAAUACAUUGUAACUUCUUAAAAGAUCAUCAUUAAGAGUGAAAAUCACAGUGCCACUGGAGAUAUCAAGACAGUACCACUUACAUAGAAACCAUCAGCCUUGAGAAUUCUAGGAGAUUUAGUUGAAUACAUGCUGCACUCUGAGAGUUUCAUGUGAUCUUUCUGAAAUCUACCAACUGAUAAUUCACUUUCAUCUCUAAAAUACGGUGGUGGGAUUGGCCAGUUAGGAUGCCUGAUGCAAGCCUCUGUCUGCAGUUAACCAUAGUAACAUUUUCGCAUGAAGAGUUUAUACCAAGAUCUCUACACUACUAUAGUCAAACAUAACAACAUGUAUACUCAAUUGAUGAUACACAUUAUGUCAGAUUAUGUACUUGUUAAUAAGCAAUUUUAGCAGUGAAUAAACUCUAAACUGAGCAGAAAACCCACUGAAUAAAUUCAGCAUCCUGGUGAUUGAUGAUAGUUUCAUUGACCUGCAUUUCAGAGGCAAAGACCCUUUUAUAAGACUUAAUUCUUGUCUCUCUCCAAACUACAAAUGCUGGACAGGUACUAGUACCUUAGAAGAGUCCUCAAGUUCAGUAUUUUAUAGUGGUUAUUGUCUGGAAAACUAAUUUGCUUGUGUUAAUACAGUAUGUUUCUACUUUCUCUAAUUUUCAAACUGGUUGCCUGCAUCUUUUUUGCUAUAUGGAAGGCACAUUUUUGCACUAUAUUAGUGCAGCAUGAUAGGCACUUAACCAGUACUGCCAUAGAAACUGCCUCUUUUCAUAUGGAAUGAAGACAUCUGUGCUCAGAGUGUCAAGGAGACAUUUACAAGUUCUUGUGUCCUAAAGAGAGUAAAGUUCAGUUGGGAUGGCGACAGAAUGGAAUUAGCUAUUACAUCUGCUGCACACUUCCUCAUCACUGCAGCCAUUGUGAAAUCAACAACAUGGCGGUAAUUUAAGUGUUUAAAUCCCGAACUCACUAACCCUCCAAAAGAUGGAUCCCUCUAGUUGGUUUUUAAUUGUACUUUGAAGGCUGUUUAUGACUACAUUUUUAUACUUGUUAUCUUUGUUAAAAAAAGAAAAGAAAAGAAAAAAAGGAGCUGGUUGUCUUUUUAAUUUUGAGCAGAUGGAAAAAAAUGUGUUUGUGAUUUUUGUAACUAAAAGAAAUCAAAAUUGUGUGUUGAUUUUUUCUUUCUCCCUGAUUUGUUUUCCUAGUUUCAGAUGGAAUGUAUUUCAAAAUCCAUUGUUUUGUCUUUCUCACCAGUAAAAUUUGAAGCGAGUCUUUUUAAUGUAUGAUAUCAAAAACUAGAAGUUUUAAAAGAGAAUAAAUAUUUUGUCCAGGGCUUCAUUAAAUAUCUAGACCAAGGGUGGCACACUUUUUCUGUAAAAGGUCAGAUGGUAAAGAUUUUCAGCCAGGUCUAUGUUGCAACUUCUCCAUUCUGCCGUUGUGAGAACGCAGCCAUAGACAAUACACAGUACAGUACAUAAAAGAAUGAGCAUGGAUGUUUUCCAAUAAAACUUCCUUUAAAAGAAGUGAGCAGACCACAUUUGUUGUGGUUUGGCUGGUCCCUGGUCUAGAAGCUUUUUCAGUGCUAACUCACUCUCCAUUGUGUCAUCCUGAGCUUUCACUCAUUUACCCUCAGACUGCGAUCAGUGUUUAAUUUCAGAAAUGAAAAACGGUCAUUCAACUUAUCACUGUAUUGGAAGUAGCUAUAUUUUUCACAGAUGUAGCCCUGGGAAUGGCACAGUAAAAUGAUAUCUAACUCGGCUGGUUUCUUUCGUAUGAAAGGAAAAUUCAAAAGGUGCCAUUAAAAAGCGAUACCAUUUUUCAGGCAACAUUUAUUGUGACAACCUUUGGGAGACGGAAGGACGUUACGUUUUCAGGUCUUUAAAAAAUAGCAUCACAAGCUAUUCUGUCUUAAACAUAGCUGUGUUGCUAUACAAGUGGUUUGGACUAGAAGGUAUCUUACCUUCAUACUAGAGUUUGAACUGCCCCUACUGUUUGCUAGAGUAUUUGCAAAGAUUACAAAAGACAGAUUGGAAUGUCGUCCCUCAAAUAAACAGAUUUCUACAUAUUUCGAUAAGCAUUAAAUGUGGUAAGCACUAAUUCCUUAUUCAACAUUCACUGUAUUAAGCAACAUGUAAAUCAUUUCUAAGCAAACAUGAUGUCAGGAAAAUGAGAAUUGUACCUUAAACCAAGGAUUUGAACAAGGAAAAGCAUAAAAACAAUUCCAUUUCAUCUGUCUUAUUAAAGAGGAAGACAAAAAUAAUAUUGUCACCCUAAAACUGUGAUUGUCAAUAUAUGUACUCAGGGGUCUUCCAGAUAAUCCUCAAGUUGAUCUCUUUGAAUAAAAUGAACUCCAUUUGUCCAAAA